Trichechus manatus latirostris (Florida manatee) is the source of this 3191-nucleotide messenger RNA. RefSeq names its product striatin interacting protein 1 (gene STRIP1). Gene Ontology annotation, biological process: cytoskeleton organization. The transcript is spliced from 21 exons. Bases 14 to 2527 code for a protein of 837 amino acids. The record is from RefSeq and is a predicted model, not a curated record. NCBI's taxonomy places the organism in Eukaryota, Metazoa, Chordata, Mammalia, Sirenia, Trichechidae. Gene Ontology annotation, cellular component: cytosol.
UGGAGCAGCCAAGAUGGAGCCGGUAGCCGGCGGCCCGAGCCAGCUGAUCCUGAACAACAAACAGCCCCAGCCGCCGCCACCUCCGCCGCCCGCAUCCGCGCAGCCUCCGCCUGGGGCACCGCGGGCCGGCGGGGGCCUCCUGCCCGGGGGCAAAGCCCGAGAGUUCAACCGCAACCAGCGCAAAGACUCGGAGGGCUAUUCUGAGUCGCCAGACCUCGAGUUUGAGUAUGCAGACAUGGACAAGUGGGCUGCAGAGCUCUCUGAGCUUUACAGCUACACGGAAGGGCCAGAGUUCCAGAUGAAUAGAAAGUGCUUUGAGGAGGACUUCAGGAUCCAUGUGACAGACAAGAAGUGGACCGAGCUGGACACCAACCAGCAUCGUACCCAUGCCAUGAGGCUCUUGGAUGGCUUGGAAGUCACUGCCAGAGAGAAGAGGCUCAAGGUGGCCCGAGCAAUUCUGUAUGUUGCUCAAGGCACCUUUGGGGAGUGCAGCUCAGAGGCGGAGGUGCAGUUCUGGAUGCGCUACAACAUAUUCCUGCUCCUGGAGGUGGGCACGUUCAGUGCUCUGGUGGAGCUUCUGAACAUGGAAAUAGACAACAGUGCCGCCUGCAGCAGUGCGGUGAGGAAGCCUGCUAUCUCCCUGGCUGACAGCACAGACCUGAGGGUCCUGCUCAACAUCAUGUACCUGACUGUGGAGACUGUUCACCAGGAGUGUGAGAGUGAUAAGGCCGAGUGGAGGACGAUGCGGCAGACCUUCAGGGCUGAGCUGGGUUCCCCACUGUACAACAACGAGCCAUUUGCCAUAAUGCUGUUUGGGAUGGUCACCAAAUUUUGCAGCGGCCAUGCUCCUCACUUCCCCAUGAAGAAAGUUCUCUUGCUGCUCUGGAAGACAGUAUUGUGCACGCUGGGUGGCUUUGAGGAGCUGCAGACCAUGAAGGCUGAGAAACGCACCAUCCUGGGCCUCCCCCCACUGCCUGAAGACAGCAUCAAAGUGAUCCGCAACAUGAGGGCUGCCUCACCUCCAGCGUCUGCCUCGGACUUGAUUGAGCAGCAGCAGAAAAGGGGCCGCCGGGAGCACAAGGCUCUGAUAAAGCAGGACAACUUGGAUGCCUUCAAUGAGCGGGACCCGUACAAGGCUGAUGACUCUCGAGAGGACGAGGAGGAGAACGAUGAUGACAACAGUCUGGAGGGGGAGACAUUCCCCCUUGAGCGGGAUGAGGUGAUGCCGCCCCCACUACAGCACCCCCAGACCGACCGACUUAACUGCCCCAAGGGGCUUCCAUGGGCUCCCAAGGUCAGAGAAAAAGACAUUGAGAUGUUCCUCGAGUCCAGCCGCAGCAAGUUCAUAGGUUACACCCUUGGCAGUGACACGAACACAGUGGUGGGGCUGCCCAGGCCAAUCCACGAAAGCAUCAAGACUCUGAAACAGCACAAGUACACAUCGAUUGCAGAGGUCCAGGCACAGAUGGAGGAGGAGUACCUUCGCUCUCCUCUCUCAGGGGGAGAAGAGGAAGUCGAGCAAGUUCCUGCAGAAACCCUCUACCAAGGCUUGCUCCCCAGCCUGCCUCAGUAUAUGAUUGCCCUGCUGAAGAUCCUGCUGGCUGCUGCUCCCACCUCCAAGGCCAAAACGGACUCAAUCAAUAUCUUAGCAGAUGUCCUGCCUGAGGAGAUGCCCACAACAGUGUUGCAGAGCAUGAAGCUGGGGGUGGACGUGAACCGCCACAAAGAGGUCAUUGUUAAGGCCAUUUCUGCUGUCCUGCUGCUGCUGCUCAAGCACUUUAAGUUGAACCACAUCUACCAGUUUGAGUACAUGGCCCAGCACCUGGUGUUUGCCAACUGCAUCCCUUUGAUCCUUAAGUUCUUCAAUCAAAACAUCAUGUCCUACAUCACCGCCAAGAACAGCAUUUCUGUCUUGGAUUAUCCUCACUGUGUGGUGCAUGAGCUGCCAGAGCUGACUGCGGAGAGCCUGGAAGCAGGUGACAAUAACCAGUUUUGCUGGAGGAACCUCUUUUCUUGUAUCAAUCUGCUUCGAAUCUUGAACAAGCUGACAAAAUGGAAGCAUUCAAGGACAAUGAUGCUGGUGGUGUUCAAAUCAGCCCCCAUCCUGAAGCGGGCCCUGAAGGUGAAACAAGCUAUGAUGCAGCUGUACGUACUGAAGCUGCUCAAAGUGCAGACCAAAUACCUGGGGCGGCAGUGGCGGAAGAGCAAUAUGAAGACAAUGUCAGCCAUCUACCAGAAGGUGCGGCAUCGGCUGAACGACGACUGGGCGUAUGGCAAUGAUCUUGAUGCCCGGCCUUGGGACUUCCAGGCAGAGGAGUGUGCCCUCCGGGCCAACAUUGAACGCUUCAAUGCCCGACGCUAUGACCGGGCCCACAGCAACCCUGACUUUCUACCAGUGGACAACUGCCUGCAGAGUGUCCUGGGCCAGCGGGUGGACCUCCCCGAGGACUUCCAGAUGAACUAUGACCUCUGGUUAGAAAGGGAGGUUUUCUCCAAACCCAUUUCCUGGGAAGAGCUGCUGCAGUGAGGCUCCUGGCCUGGGGACUGAGAAGGGAAGGAGUGAUUCCAGGCUGCCCACGGAGGAUGGUCCAGUUCAUUGCUGCAGUGCUCCCGUCCCCCUCCAGGUGGCAGCACAGCCCCACUCUGCCCUCCGGAGCCAACACUGGGCUUGUGGAUGAGUCCAGGUUUGGCCUCUCCUUGAUUCCCAGCCUAGCGUCCUGCUCAGGAGCAGUCAUCUCUCUACUUGGAAUCCUCUUCCUUCAUUCCCCCUGCUCUGUUGGAUAUGGUUAGUUGCAGCCCAUUUCUCAAUCAGCCCAAGGCUUGGUAAAACCAGGGUGAGCUGGGUUCUCCCUGCAUCUGAAUUUUAGGGGUUACAAGCUGACUCUGGAGGCAUACAGAUCCUUGCAUGUCAGCUAUUCAAGGAGGAGGAGUUAGGGCCAGGGCCAGAAAGUUAGCAUCCUGGUUUUGCUCUGGCGGUAAGUUGCAUCCAGAAGCAAUUGCAGAGGCCCCCACAGCUGCCUCAGCACUUUGGUUUGGACAGAGUGGGGGUAGGAAAAGAAGUUUCCUUUAACCAGAGGUGCCAUUUUUUUUCUUGGUUUGCUAAGGGCCUGUAAAUAUACAUAAAUCUGUGUGUAUUCUCUUGUGUUAUGUUGGGGUUUUUAAUGUGUUUAUGUAUUCUAUUUACAUUAAAA